Molecule: messenger RNA, 1365 nt
Organism: Chara braunii
Lineage: Eukaryota; Viridiplantae; Streptophyta; Charophyceae; Charales; Characeae
Source: the annotation of a GenBank genome assembly
CUGAUGUCAUCAUCAAUCUUGUGGAAACAGGAGGUCAAGUUCCCUCAACCUGACAGAUACCAGCCUAUUCAGGGACAGGCGGUCCCUCAGUCAUCUUAGGACAAGAGACUCGGGGAUUAGGGAUGGAGGUCGACAGAGUCCAUGAGGGAGGAGGGGGAGGGAAUAGUCCCCCCCCACAGUCGUAUCCUCAAACGAUUUUUGGGGAAUUCGAGGACAGGGCAAGACAAUCAAUAGGUCAGUGUUACGAUGAGGGAACGUUUCAAGUAGCGGUUGACCUAGGGCAGGUGGUGAUAGACGAAAGAGGGAAGAGGUUCAAAGUGAAUGAAUCUAUGGAUGCCAUUAAGGAGACGUGGCUGAAAGAGCGAACAGUGAUUUUUAUCUUUCAGGACGAGGCGCGAGAUCUGUCAAGGGGGGUAAAAGAAGACUUGGUGCGAGCAUAUGAGGACGGUUGGAUGGCUCGUCGGUUAUUUAAUCCGGAUGUGAGAAGAGGGAGAGUGAAAUUCGAAAGUCCUAAUGGUAUUUCCUAUGUAGCAAAAGCAGUGGAGGUAGCGACAUGGCUUGUGCAGAAACGCUCUGUGAACCUGUCACUAAGAGGGAAAGAGUAUUCGGCAACAGUGAAACCUUGGAUGCCGAAAACUGAGCUGAAGGAGCUGAGCCUGAGGGAGGCAGAGUCAAACUUUUGGAUAGUGAUGUUGAGGGUACCGUUGGAUGUGAUGUUGUACCUUCCAUCUACAGUGGAGGGGUUGAUUGGGGGAGGGAAACACAUCCACCCCCCAGAGGCGGACAGGUCGAAACCAAAGUUGUUGAAUAUUAAACUCGACAUGGAUCCUCAAGCGCGGUUCUGGAUGGAGGACUCGCUCACUAUUGAGUUCCCCAAAGGGGAACUUUGGAAAGUAGAGGUUCRAUUCUCGGGGUCUACACAGAUACUGUACAUGGGUAGGGUGAGGAAAGAGCGUGAAAAGCAAGCCAAGCUAAAGGCUAUCGCAGACGAGCAGGCGGCGAAGAUGAAGAGAUUGGAGGAGGAGAUGAAGAAAGUACAACAAGAGGAGGAAGAAAGAAGAAAAACUGCUGAAGCAGAAGCGGCAGCAGAAGAAGAGAAAGAGAGAAUGAGAAUUGAGAGUGGAGAAGGGAGCAGUGGUGGCACGAUGAAGUGGGAGACAGACACUGAGCUGGAGAAGAAGAUCAACGAGUGGGUCGCUAAUUUAUCGUUGGGGGAAGAUGAGGAGGCGGAGUCCUAUGUGACUAAGGAUGAGAAGGCUGCGCUGGCCGCUGAGCUAGCAGCCAUGACAGACCCAAUGGAACGAAGAGAGAGGGAAGACGAGCAAAAGUUAGCAUGAAAGUUGAGAAUGAAGAGGAAGAAGAAGA